AUGGACCAGCUACCAGAGGAAAUCACUUCCUCCAUAUUCACCAUUGCCUGUACAGAUGAUGGUCGGACCGCGAAGUCUCUUCUGCUGGUGUCCAAGAAGACCAAGCGCAUCGUUGCACCAAUACAAUGGCAUUCCGUCUCUCUGUCGGGUCAGACCGAGUUCUGCGGAUUUGCAGCGAAGGUGUCAAAACUAUCUGAGUACAGGCCCAUAUACCACUUGUUUAUAUCCGACCGUGCUGCAUCGGAGGCCUAUCAUCCCUGGAGUCGAACCAAUGCAACAACGAUAGAAGAACUGCACAGCAGGGAGGAGACGGAAAGAGUGCGGUGGAGGCAUGCGCAGAACAUCAUCCUAGAGCACGCCGCUCCUACGGUUCAGACGCUGACCUUCCUUGCGCUGGAUCCCAGGAAUAGCGCUCGGCGUGUCGGUGACAUGUUCAAACGCGUAUACCCCAAUCUCCGUGAGCUCACUCUCCGAGUUCCUCCCCUGCAGCCGCUAUUCGCUUCGGAGCCUAUAGACUUGACUGCCGGGCCAUUCGUGUCUGUGGAUAGCGAUAAAUCUCACUUACUUCCAAGAUUGCAGCGAUUGCACGUUGCCGGCCACUUCAAGAAGACGACUUCAGCGUCCAGUCGCAUCAAGGCUAUAUCUUCUGGGGUGACUCACCUUCGCCUCUCCGGUAUAUUUGCCUAUCCGUUCGCGAGGGAACUUGGCGCGGAGUUAUUCUUGCGAGGCGUACUCCAACAUGAUGUACUCGCGGAAAACCCUACAAAUCCUUUGCCGUCGCCCUUCCUUCCGCUGUCGAUGCAAUGCAUUGUUAUUCAACCCACGAACCCCACAUACGCUGACGAUUGGGGAACUGAUCACGGCGAAGAAACAAUAGCGCUCUUGAAGACACUCGAAGAUGCUGCGGAAGAUCCGACGCAGCUGUUGUAUAUUUCUCCAUUGCCAAAGUCCUUCUAUACCUACGACCAAGCGAAAGAGGAUUGGCUCAGUCGAGUUAACGGCGGAUUUGGGUGCUGGAAGAUUUCUGAGACAGAGGGCUCACCCGAAGUCGAGCACGAGUCGCCUGAAGCCGAGCAAGAUUCUGAAGGUGGCCCGCUCCCUUCUAGGCUCGGUGGUAAAAGUUAUCUCGGGUCUCUUAUCAAUAGUUUAUUUGGCUGGUGAUGUGUCUUCGAUGCAUGCGAAUUCCUACGCGUUUUCUUUCUUCUCGCUUAUGGGGGUUGUGCACUUAUGACCAGGACUGUUCUAAUCAAGCGACCGCAGGAGGCAUUUACGGUCUGCCCUGGAAGACUAGUUUUGAGCUCAUCGCACGACCAUUCUUAUACC
This is a messenger RNA of Gloeophyllum trabeum ATCC 11539, 1323 nucleotides long. RefSeq lists its product as uncharacterized. The transcript has a single exon. Lineage: Eukaryota; Fungi; Basidiomycota; Agaricomycetes; Gloeophyllales; Gloeophyllaceae. The coding region runs from base 1 to 1161 and encodes 386 amino acids. The record is from RefSeq and is a predicted model, not a curated record.